Molecule: messenger RNA, 1765 nt
Organism: Aphanomyces invadans
Lineage: Eukaryota; Oomycota; Saprolegniomycetes; Saprolegniales; Verrucalvaceae
Exons: 11
Coding region: 66-1706 (546 amino acids)
Biological process (GO): potassium ion transmembrane transport
Cellular component (GO): membrane
Molecular function (GO): voltage-gated potassium channel activity
Source: RefSeq, a predicted model, not a curated record
UUCGUCAUCUCAAAUGCGACGUUAAUUAUAGCUCUCGUUCGCUCCCCAUCCACCGCCUCGGACGCAUGGCUACACAAGAGGGACCGUCUAUAGUCCACUUGGGCCUUUCCAUCGACAGGUCGUCGACGCCCCCCGAGAAUGCAAUGCCUCACAUCCAGCAUGCGCGAAAAGCCGACAUUCAGAUGGUCCCCGAGUCAGCGAUGCUCUUGUCGCGAGUGUUGGAGCGCGAAGUCCGCAAACACACCGUGCUCAAGCAAUUUCGACCUUCCACGAUCAUUCGGAAACCACUUCGGGAGAUCCCAGCGGUGUCGACUGCCAAGCUAUUGCGAACAGGCACGUACAAUAAGGUGUUUCGAGGACUCCAACUUUCAAAACACCGCUCUGCCGUCUCUGGCCGUGAAGCUGAAGGACCGUCGGUGCCCAUCGACGCGCGUCCAUCCGUGCGCACGCGCUUGUGGCUUCUUUUCAACGAGCCACAUUCGUCGUCCAUGGCGCACGGUGUCUCUGUCUUGCUAUUCGCGGCCGUGUUUGUGUCGACGAUUGUCUAUGUCUUAUCGACGGUUCCCGAAUUCGACGACUCUACCAAGACCGCGUUGUCCGUCGUGGAGGGGGCAUGCAUGUACAUGUUUUCGGCCGACUUUUUGAUUCGUCUAACCUGCAGUCCCAAUGUGAAAGCGUUCGGAUGCGACAUAUUCAACUGGAUCGACUUGGUGUCGAUCAUCCCGUUCUACUUGGAAAUGUUUCUCGAAGUGAAAGGGUCGUCCAUCGGGGCCAUCCGCAUCAUGCGCCUCAUCCGGGUUGCGCGAAUCCUCAAGUUGUCGCGUUACACGUCGUCGAUUCAGAUAUUUAUCAAGGCGCUUAUCCUCAGCGCCAAGCCACUGUUCAUGCUCCUCUUUCUCAUCAUCGUGGCCAUGAUUGUGUUUUCAAGCGCCAUGUACUUUGCCGAGUUGACUGACUCUGCCAAGUUCUGUCGCGACCCGCUCCUGUCGAAAGCAUGCCACCCCACGCAAAAUCCACCGGACAACUGCUGCGAAUUGAACCCAUUCUACAGCAUCGCCGCAACGUUCUGGUGGUGCAUCGUGUCGAUGACCACAGUUGGUUAUGGCGACGACUUUCCUGUGACGCCUACGGGAAAGCUCAUUGCGACGUUGACGAUGAUGUCGGGAAUGCUCAUUUUGGCCCUUCCGAUCAGCGUCAUUGGGUCCAACUUCCAGCAUGUGAUGAAAGAAGAAGUCCAACACGCGAUGCUGAAGAGCUUGGAUACGUUGUCGACCAUGGAAGUCGUGCAAAAGAAAGAAAUGAUAGAGCUCUUGAAAGGCUUCAACAUCCUCGGCGAGAGCAUCGACAUCGACCCGGACGAACUCAUUGCGCUCUACGAUGUCCACAAGACAGGUCGACUGGAAGCCGAUGCGCUGGCCCAAUUCCGAAGAGAUUUGGAAGCGCUUCAAAAAUACAACUUGACCAUUGCAUCGCCGCCCAUGACGUACCAAAAAGAGGAGCAGCAAAAGCAGCAAUGGCCAUGUGCUUCGUCUAUUGCGGACCUGCGACGUGGACACCACGACCCGUUGACAAAGCAGGUGGCAACGAUGGAAGAGAUCCUGGAGGUCCGACUGCUCGAAACCGAAGUGCGGUUUGAAAACAAGUUGAACGCGCUGAUGAAGAUCGUGGCCCAGAUGGAAAAGAAAAUCGCCAUCUUACGAGACUAACGAAAUGCUGUUGGUACAUCGAACCAAUUCAACAAUACAAAAUACAACGCCAUCAACGA